UGAUUCAUAAACACAGGCUGUGAGACAUACUUGUGACAUUCACUGUUCGCAUGUCAACUGUAUAAAGAAUCUAAAAAUUAACAUUAUGCUGUCGUCUUUUUCCCGACUGCGUGGAAUAACCCAUUUCAUCAGCAGCAUCCCUGCCAGAAACCUUGUGGUAACUGGCACUUCUCACCUUAGAUUAUUCAGCAACUGGAUUGUGCCCAGGGCAGCUGCAGGAGCCCAGAUUUCCAGAUGUGGGCCACUUUCAUUACAAGCUGAGGGUUCAGGAGUGUUCCAACAGCUUCCGUGGCAAUACCAGCAGGUACGGACACGGAAAAGAGGCACAGAGUAUCAGCCCAAGAACAUCAAACGCAAGAGGACACACGGAUGGAUCAAGAGGAUCAGCUCACAAGGCGGCAUCGAGGUGAUUCUACGGCGCAUGUUGAAGGGACGGAAAUCACUCUCACACUAAAAGUUCCUGUUGCAAAACUUGCGAGACUGAGGGAAAAAAACAUUGGCUCUGCAAAGAACUUGUGUAUUGGUUAACUGGUGAUAAUGGGUGUGGGUUUGGGCAUUGGUACUCCCAUUGCAUUAAUAAUGAAUGGGAGAAUGAAAACGGGCCGUCAACAAACAAGUUGCAUAUGCCUUGGGUAAAUGAAAGCCUUCUAGUUUCACCCUAUUUGUCAUUCAUAAAACUUUUGGUCAUAAACAUUAAAUGUUAGUAGAUUUAUGGAUUUUUUUUUUCUUUGCUUGUGUGAAAUCAUUUGGUUCAAAGACAAUUUUUGUCUUUAAAAAACUGCGUCAUCUUAGUUGUUCUCAAGUGAAAGUGCCAAUUCUGGUUGACUUUGAAAUAAAAACCAUCCCUGCAGAAUUAAA
Molecule: messenger RNA, 858 nt
Organism: Micropterus salmoides (largemouth bass)
Lineage: Eukaryota; Metazoa; Chordata; Actinopteri; Centrarchiformes; Centrarchidae
Gene: mrpl34
Product: mitochondrial ribosomal protein L34
Exons: 2
Coding region: 86-454 (122 amino acids)
Biological process (GO): translation
Cellular component (GO): ribosome; mitochondrial large ribosomal subunit
Molecular function (GO): structural constituent of ribosome
Source: RefSeq, a predicted model, not a curated record